AUGAGGCUAUCACUACCUCUUGUUAUUGCGUGUGCAGUACUCUAUACAUCCAUUGACGCACGCCCCAUUCGACAAGAAUCCUCUGCGUUAUUAAUAGACGAGACUGACUUUUCCGAAGACGAUAUCGAUGGCCGUUCAUCCGAAGAGACUCUCAACGACAUUGACGACGAUCAGGACAUUUCGAACGCCGCAUCGCCCGCCUCGGGAGUCCAGGUCGACCGCUUUGCGCAAAUGAUUGCUACGCAUUGGCAGUUCGACCACCUCGAUACCAUAAAAACCAACAGCUACGAUCACAUUGCCUCACAAAUGCGCGAACACGUCGAGAUAACGAUGCAUCCAAUGACGACAACGACAACGACAACGACAACUACUACGACUACGACUACAACGAGUAUACCAUCGGAUAACCAAGCACAGCAGCAAAUUCCAAUUCUGCAAUCCGGUGCGUACGAUGUAAUGGACCUCGACAUUCUCAAAGCCCAGAUUUUUGGAGCCAUUCAGGCACAUAUUGGAGGUCGAUUGCCCCUAGUAUGGGACCAAUUAGGCGAUAAGUUGGGAAAACAAGCCAUUGAAACCUAUGUUCGUCGGCUCGUACUCAACCAUUGCGGCGAAGAAGACCUAGACGACAGCAGCGCAGACCAUGUGGACCGCAAUUGCCUUGUCGAGCAUGGCGACCAGCUUUUGGCAGAAAUUGAUCGCUAUGUGGUGCGGCAUCUCGCCAAUGUCUUUGAUAUCAUGAACGCCGAAUUCCUGCCACAUCUUCUGCAGCAUACCGCCAAAGACCUUGGACAGGUGCUUGAUUACUUCAAUACGGCGUUUCUGAAGGACGACAUGCAGCUGUCUCUACGGGUCUUGCCAUGGAAACACGCCGAGCAACGAUCGCAUUUACACGAUUUUGCUGCGUUGGCACGCAACAGUCCGGACCACGCCUCGGAUAUCGUCGACUACUACGCAAACCUCGCCCGUAUCUAA
Molecule: messenger RNA, 972 nt
Organism: Zychaea mexicana
Lineage: Eukaryota; Fungi; Mucoromycota; Mucoromycetes; Mucorales; Lichtheimiaceae
Exons: 1
Coding region: 1-972 (323 amino acids)
Source: RefSeq, a predicted model, not a curated record